AUGGCUCUUCUAUUUGUUAUAAGACACAGUUUUCCAGUUACUGGAGAAAUCAAGAAGAUGGUCUCAUCAAUGGCAGAUUCAACAACUCCAUUGCUCACAGAAACUCCCGUUCUCCAAGAUUCAGACCACCCAAGAUUACAGCCUCUUCCCAAGCCUGAUUUUUGGUCCAUUGAGGAGAUGAUAGAGCCAUUGAUGAGUGGAUUUGGGUGGUGUCAAAUUCUCCAAGUCAUUCUUGUUUCCAUGGCUUCAUUCUUUGAAGGCCAGCAAACCUUCAUUACCAUCUUCACUGAUGCCACCCCUUCAUGGCACUGCACAGAUUCAUUCUGCAACUCUCAAUCAGACAUUUGUGAGCUUCCCACAAAUUCAUGGAGUUGGGAUAAGCCAUCCCACACCUCCAUUAUUUCUGAAUGGUCUCUUUACUGUUCUGAGAGUUCAGUCAUCACUGGCUUGCCUUCUUCUUCCUUCUUCCUGGGCUGCUUUCUUGGUGGAAUAGUGCUGACUCUCAUUGGGGACUCGUUCGGGCGAAAAACUGUCCUUUCCUUGUCCUGUUUCACCAUGUCAUUGGCUUCUGUCUUCUCUGCUUUCUCUGCAAACAUAUGGGUUUACUCUGGUUUGAGGCUCGUGAGUGGAUUAGGCCGGGCGGCUAUUGGGUCGUGCGUCUUGGUUUUGUCCAGGGAGAGUGUGGGGAAGAAAUGGGAAUCACAAGUGGGAACUCUUGGAUUCCUUUGUUCUACAUUGGGAUUCUUAUCCCUCCCUGGAAUUGCUUAUCUCACCCAGGGCUAUUCCUGGAGGGUUCUGUAUCUUGCCACUUCUCUUCCUGCUGUCAUUUACAGUCUCAUUUUGGUCCAAUUCUGUGUUCAUGAGUCCCCGAGAUGGCUCCUAGCCCGAGGCCGUGUGGAUGAAGCAGAAGCUGUUCUCAACAAGUUUUCGGAUAAUCCUAAUUCCAGGAACUUAGACUUAUCUGAAGUGCUGCUAACCAUGAACCCGAAAAGUACUAAAACCCCUCAAUCAGCAGUUAAGAUUCUGGUGCAAAAAGGAUGGGUUUUCAGACAAUUAGUGCUGGCAAUGCUAGCUGGAUUUGGGAUUGGAAUGAUAUACUAUGGAAUGCCACUAGGCGUUGGCAACUUGGACAUCGAUCUCUACUUAAGCACCGCUUUGAACGCGUGCCUCGAAAUCCCCUCGAGUCUGAUCAUCUACUUCGUGGUGGACAAGUGGAAGAGGAGAACGAUGCUGGUGGGGCUGAGCACCGUGAGCGGUGUGAGCGGGAUGUUAUGCAUCGUGUUGAGCGAAUGGAAGGCUGCAGAGUGCACGGUGGAGCUGGUUUCGCUCUUCGCAGCCUGCACGGCCUUCUCUUUGCUGCUGAUAUUCACUGCAGAACUGUUCCCUGUGAGCAUUAGGAACUCUGCAAUUUCUGCAGUGUGGCUGGCAGUGGUGCUUGGUGGGGUGGUUAGUCCUGUCCUGCUUGCCUCAACAGAUGAGAAGAAUAAGGUUUGGUCAUAUGUUGUGCUUGGGGUUUUGGCCAUUGUUUUAGGGUCUGCUGUCAUUUGUCUGCCUGAAACAAUGGGAUCAAUAGAAGAAGAAGAAGGAAUGGAUGAUCAGAUAGUAUAG
Ipomoea nil (Japanese morning glory) is the source of this 1608-nucleotide messenger RNA. RefSeq names its product organic cation/carnitine transporter 3-like. Gene Ontology annotation, molecular function: transmembrane transporter activity. Gene Ontology annotation, biological process: transmembrane transport. NCBI's taxonomy places the organism in Eukaryota, Viridiplantae, Streptophyta, Magnoliopsida, Solanales, Convolvulaceae. The record is from RefSeq and is a predicted model, not a curated record. The transcript has a single exon. The coding region runs from base 1 to 1608 and encodes 535 amino acids. Gene Ontology annotation, cellular component: membrane.